AUGGCGACAGCGAUUCCAGCGGAGCAACUCUAUGCUAGGUCUUUCUGGUCCGUGGACUCCUCUCCCCAGGAGGUGUUGAUGCUCCAGAAUGAAAAGGCCACAAAAACUCUGAACUCCCUGUCCUCCUUCUACAAAGAGUUCAUGCACCUAGAGAACGACUACUCACGAAGAUUCAACACCUUGCUCAACCGUCUCGAGCUCCCCAAACACGAAAACGCAGGGACACUCAAAACAAGCAUCAAUGUUUUCCAGGACCAGUGUCUGAGAGUUUCAGAAUCACACUCUUUGCAGGCCAGAAGGAUACAGGAUGCGCUUCAACAACCGCUGCUGGAGCUGGUCAGCGAUAGGAAAGCAAGAGAAAAGGUGGUGGAGACGAAAAUCAGACAGUCGUGGAACGAGUUGACAGAGCUGAGAAACAAGUGUGGAUCGAAAAGUGACAAAUACGAAGACCUGUGGUCGUCGAUGAGCUCGUUGAAAAGGACAAGAAUGACGCUAGAUAACAUCGAGGCGGAGAAACUCGAGCAAAAGCUCUCAGCAAUGAAAACAAAAAUGUUGAUAAUAAGAGAGGAAAACUGGGAAUUGGUGAACAAAUACAACGAAAAACUGGACGCCUGGCUCACGCUAUGGUGGGAUACCUGUAACGAAUGGCAAGCUGCAGAGGAAAAACGAAUAAGGUUCCUCAAAUCCAACCUGUGGGAGUUUGCAAACAUUCUCAGCUUGUUUUGUGUCGAAGAGGACCAGUUCGCUGAAAAUAUAAGAGUCUCCUUACAGGACUGUAGUGCACGGAAAGACAUCAACUAUUUUGUGGAUGAAAAUUCUACUGGGCAUGAAUUAUUGGCUCCAUUGAAAUUCGUGGACUUUGCCAAAAACGAAACAAGACCUGUCCAUGAGCAGAUUUCCAAAAAAUUUGAUAUUCUAGAGAUACCAAGUAUACGUGAGAAGGUGACGGAAGAGAAAGAAAUACGACAAAAGAGAAGAAACCCACCUCCAAAAUCCACCGAACAAGGGGAAACGGCGUUUUCUUUCAUAGGAAAAUCAAAGGAAACGUUCAACAAACUGCAGGAGGAAGCCCAGAAGGAAGUGUCGCAGAUGAAAAUAAAUAAGCCCGACCCAAAUGAUGCCAAAUCGAUAUCCGAACCAAGUACGUACCAGACAAUGUCAGACUACUCGAAUCCUACUACCCGAACCAGUAUAUCAUCUCAUAGCUUCACGGAUAGUUUGAAUGACCAGAUUCUGCAUUACAAGAAGAUUAACAGUGACAGUAAUAAGGACAAGGAUGACAAUUAUGAGCUUGGUGGUCUGAAAGAUGAUAAUAACCCAAUAAGAAAUGCGUUGAUUAAUUUGAGAAAUGAGGACAAAAUGCGGGAAUCGAUGUCUCCAUUAAAGGAAGACGCCACGAAAAAGGAAAAGUAUCUACGUGAAUCCAUGUCUCCUGCAAAGCAGAAUAGCACGAAAAAGGACAAGCAUAAUUCCUUUGCCAAUAUUAUGAAAAAUGCUUUCAACGAGUCUCCAGGUAUGGAUAUGGCCAGUAAGAACAGUAAAAAGUUUGAGUUUAGACAACUUCUUCCAAACACUGCAACGGGGCAGAGGCAUCUUGACACUGAAACCAGUACUAAUGAUAAUAACCAGACUGACGCAAUGAGAAUUAUCAGCCACAACUCGUUGAUGAUCAAGAACCAGAAGAACUCGCUACUGAGGCCAUCUCAAAGACAGAUAUCUAGUAGCAUGAGGAAAUCGAAGUCGCAAAUGAAUCUGAAAAAUAGACACAUAAGCCUGAGUGAGCUACCAUCCCAUUCAUCUGAAGGAUACCCUGUGAUAAGUUACACCAAGGCACAAUACAACUACACCGCAGCAAUAGAGGAGGAACUUUCAUUCAAGAAGAGAGAUAUUCUUUUAGUGCUACACAAACAAUCCGACGGUUGGUGGUUUGCGGAGAAUCUCAAUUCAAGCGAUUCAGGAUUGGUUCCAAGUAACUAUUUAGUGGAAAUAUAG
Molecule: messenger RNA, 1992 nt
Organism: Pichia membranifaciens NRRL Y-2026
Lineage: Eukaryota; Fungi; Ascomycota; Pichiomycetes; Pichiales; Pichiaceae
Exons: 1
Coding region: 1-1992 (663 amino acids)
Biological process (GO): cytoskeleton organization
Cellular component (GO): cell division site; plasma membrane; cytoplasmic side of plasma membrane
Molecular function (GO): protein binding; phospholipid binding
Source: RefSeq, a predicted model, not a curated record